Molecule: messenger RNA, 1730 nt
Organism: Nicotiana attenuata
Lineage: Eukaryota; Viridiplantae; Streptophyta; Magnoliopsida; Solanales; Solanaceae
Product: glyceraldehyde-3-phosphate dehydrogenase GAPCP2, chloroplastic-like
Exons: 14
Coding region: 196-1455 (419 amino acids)
Biological process (GO): glucose metabolic process
Molecular function (GO): oxidoreductase activity, acting on the aldehyde or oxo group of donors, NAD or NADP as acceptor; NADP binding; NAD binding
Source: RefSeq, a predicted model, not a curated record
CAACUGCUUAUUCUUAGAAUCUCCGCUCCUUCUCAUUUUUAUAUUCCUCUGAAAACUGAAAACAUAACCUUCUUCUCCUCUCUCUCUCUCUCUCUAGGGUUUUCUGCAUAGUAUAUAUACAUAUAUAUACAAUAAUAUAUACACAGAUAUACAGACUCACCAACCUCGGGAGGCUUUUAGCAUUUUCCUGAAUCAAUGGCUUUCUCUUCUCUUCUCAAACCUACCGCCGCUCUUGUUAGACCUUCCCAUCGUUCCCAGGUAUCAUGUGCAGGUCUUCAUCAGAGUGCUAACUCUGUCAAAUUACAAUCGUCCAUCUUGGGAGAUGCUGUCUCAGUCAUGCAAUGUUCGUCCUUACAAAAAUCUGGUGCCUGCAGCAUUCAACCCGUUAGAGCAACUGCUACUGAGUUACCCCCAACAGUUCCAAAGUCCCGGACCAGUGGGAAGACAAGGAUUGGUAUAAAUGGUUUUGGACGGAUUGGGAGAUUGGUAUUACGAAUUGCAACGUUCAGAGAUGAUAUUGAGGUUGUGGCAGUUAAUGACCCAUUUAUUGACGCAAAGUACAUGGCUUACAUGUUCAAGUAUGACUCCACUCACGGGGUCUACAACUCAUCCAUCAGUGUCCUGGAUGAGUCUACUUUGGAAAUCAAUGGGAAGCAGAUUAAAGUCAGUAGCAAAAGGGAUCCUGCAGAUAUUCCAUGGGGCGAUUUAGGUGCAGAUUAUGUUGUUGAAUCUUCUGGUGUCUUCACAACUGUUGAGAAGGCCUCAGCACAUAAGAAGGGUGGUGCAAAAAAGGUCGUAAUCUCAGCUCCAUCAGCUGAUGCACCUAUGUUUGUGGUAGGAGUGAAUGAGAGAACUUACAAAACCACCAUGGAUGUUGUUUCUAAUGCUAGCUGUACUACCAAUUGCCUUGCCCCCCUUGCCAAGGUGGUUCAUGAGGAGUUUGGCAUUGUUGAGGGAUUAAUGACAACUGUGCAUGCAACAACAGCUACCCAAAAGACUGUUGAUGGGCCAUCAAUGAAGGAUUGGCGAGGAGGCCGUGGUGCAGGACAGAACAUCAUCCCUAGUUCAACUGGUGCUGCGAAGGCAGUAGGAAAAGUUCUGCCAGAAUUGAAUGGGAAGCUCACUGGAAUGGCUUUCCGCGUUCCAACACCUAAUGUCUCUGUUGUGGACUUGACUUGUCGGCUAGAGAAGAGUGCUUCUUAUGAUGAUGUGAAAGCAGCGAUAAAGUAUGCAUCAGAGGGUCCACUUAAAGGCAUUUUGGGUUACACAGACGAGGAUGUUGUCUCAAAUGAUUUUGUUGGCGAUUCCAGGUCGAGCAUAUUUGAUGCUAAAGCUGGUAUAGGCCUGAACAACUCAUUCAUGAAGCUUGUCUCCUGGUAUGACAACGAGUGGGGUUACAGCAACCGAGUGUUGGACCUCAUAGAGCACAUGGCGUUGGUAGCAGCCACCAAUUGAAAUACAAGAUAGGAGCUACUACAAAAUUUGGCGCAAGCAACAAUUUGUAUUUGAAAACUUAUGGGAGUUGUAUUGCUCCAUUUUGGUUAUGGAGUGGGUUCUGUUACUGCCAUAUCAGAGUACAAAUUGAGAUAAAAUAAUAAAUAGUUGGACAUGUAUGAUUUUUUACACUUUUUGUUAAGGAUGUGCUUAUAUACACUUGAUGCAUCGGCCAGAGGUGGACAUUUUUGUUUCUUUAAAAGGAGGGCACAAUAUUUGUGUCAGGCGUUGCAUUA